Messenger RNA from Cladocopium goreaui, 682 nucleotides. Lineage: Eukaryota; Dinophyceae; Suessiales; Symbiodiniaceae. The record is from the annotation of a GenBank genome assembly.
CAAGACCAGCGAGGACAUCGUCAUCGAAGUCUUCAAGUUGGUGCGGGAGCAGACAGGCUCGCCGGUGCAGGUGGGGGUGGAUGUGGUGUUGCCCGCCAGUGCAGUGGUCUCACCAAAGGCAGACCAAGCAGUGAAGACUGCGCAGAGUGUGCUGUUGGGAACGGCAAGCUCAGUCCCAAUUUCCACCGGAAUCCACGUCCACCAGCUCGUCAAGGAUGUGAAGUGGCUUUGUGCUGACGCGAGGGUGGCUUCGGCAGUCAUAGCAUCCAGCGAGGUUUUGGAGCUUCUGAGUGUGAAUGAGCCAAGGCUUGCGAAGCUGAUGGCAGAGGAAAUGCCACUCGAGAAAGCCAAGGAGUACCUCCAGCACAUCCACGCCAAGGGCUACACGGAAGAGAUGCUCAAGAACAUCCCGCGAACCUUCGAGAGCCUUCAACAGUUCAAGAUAGCACAGGACAAAGAUGCAUUUUGCAAGAAGGAGAUGGAGGAGUGGAUGAUGAAAGUUCUCUACAGCAAAGCGCUUGUUGGAGCAGUCGACUACAGGGACAUUCGCCAGCACUGCAAAGAUGUGCAGAACUUCAUGGCGAAUUUCGUGAGACCCAACCUCUUCACCCCCACAGGUGCGAAGUACAAGUUCCAAUUCGAUUGUGUAGCCGAGGCAGCGAAGACUGUGUUCGGCCUGUAG